Molecule: messenger RNA, 8538 nt
Organism: Telopea speciosissima
Lineage: Eukaryota; Viridiplantae; Streptophyta; Magnoliopsida; Proteales; Proteaceae
Product: protein ILITYHIA
Exons: 60
Coding region: 307-8193 (2628 amino acids)
Biological process (GO): cellular response to amino acid starvation; regulation of translation
Cellular component (GO): cytosol
Molecular function (GO): protein binding; protein kinase regulator activity
Source: RefSeq, a predicted model, not a curated record
ACGGAAAACCGAGCCCAGAUGUUAAUAGUGGAUCUUAUCAUCGUAAAAGAAAAGUAAAGCGAAAAAUCGGAGAACUUCUGUUCAUUUGCACUGGACUGUAAGAUUUCCAGCAUACAAAACCUCAUCUAAAAGCUCUAAUAAUGAGUAGGGUUAGGUGAUUGAAUGGCCGGAGAUAAGACCUUUAUUCAACUAUUUCCGCAAACCCAUUCGCUUUGUCAAGUUCAACACAUACUUUGUUAGAACUCAGUUUCGUCGAUAAAAAAAAAGCAUUCACUGAUUUAUUUCGGAUCUCCAAUCUUUUAUUCGAUGGAUCAAUCAAUGGAAGUGUUGAGUUCUGCUGCGCUAUCGAUUUCAACUUCAUCUACCAAGCAACGAGUUCGGAUCUUCCGUGAAGAGCUAUCAUCAGUUGCAUGCAAUUCAGAGAUGUCAACUGAGCUUGCGUCACUAUUGGUUGAUAUUAUUUUCAAAACAUUGGUUAUUUAUGAUGAUCAUGCUUCAAGAAAUGCUGUUGAUAACAUUAUUGCCAAAGCUUUAGGCAGUGUUGCCUUUAUGAAGAGUUUUGCGGGGACACUUGUUCAGGCCAUUGAAAAACAGUUAAAGUUUCAAUCCCACAGAUGCUGCUACAAGCUUCUCAAGUGGUCUUGUCUGCUCCUAAGUAAGAGUCAGUUUAUCUCUGUUUCAAAGAAUGCAGUGUGGAGAAUAGCAGCAUCACAGGCAUCCCUGCUUCAUAUUGUCAUGCAGGGCUCCCUCCACACCCGUAGGGCAUGCAAGCGAAUGUUUUUUCAUUUGUUUUCUGAGAUACCAGAUCUUUACAAAAUCUAUGUAGCAGACCUAAAGGAUUCAAGGAUCCCUUCCAAAGACGGUGAAAGAUUGAUAUGGAUGUUAAUUGAUUACUCGAGUACAGUUCCUUCUUUGUUUGAAGACUUCAAGCCAAUAUUUCUUGACAUGUAUGUUAAAGCAGUUCUGAAUGCAAGGGACAAGCCAUCAAAGAGUCUUAGUGAAUCUUUUCACCCACUCUUUAUGCAUAUGUUGCAUGAAGAUUUUAAGAGUGUUGUUAUUCCAUCCUCUGUGAAAAUGUUAAAACGGAACCCUGAGAUUGUGUUGGAAGCAGUCGAAGUUCUGUUGAAAUCUGUCAAUCUUGAUAUGAGUAAAUAUGCUACCGAAAUUAUUUCGGUGGUAUUACCACAAGCUCGUCAUGCCGAUGAAAGCAGAAGACUAGGGGCUUUGGCUAUUGUCAGAUGUUUGAGCCAAAAGUCAAGUGAUCCUGAUGCUCUGCAAGCAAUGUUCAAUGCUGUCAAAGCUGUCAUUGGAGGGUCAGAAGGGAGACUAGCAUUUCCUUACCAGAGGGUUGGGAUGAUCAAUACCCUGCAAGAAUUGUCACAUGCUCCUGAAGGGAGGGUACUAAACAGCUUGGCAUCCACCAUAUGUAGCUUUCUUUUGUCCUGUUACAAAGAAGAUGCGAAUGAAGAGGUGAAACUUGCAGUAUUGUGUGCAUUAGGUUCUUGGGCAGCACGAUCUGCAGAUGCUGUUCAUCCAGAUGUUGUUUCUUUCAUUGCUUCGGGCCUGAAAGAGAAGGAAACAUUGAGACGGGGCCACCUUCGUUGCCUCCGAGUCAUAUGUAAGAAAGCUGAUGUCUUUGUGAGGAUAUCAUCUUUGCUGGGGCCUCUUGUUCAAUUGACGAAGACUGGUUUUACCAAAGCAGCACAGCGGUUGGAUGGCAUUUAUGCAUUCCUAAUAGUUGCUAAGGCUGCCGCUGUUGAUAUUAAAGCAGAGGAGAUGGUGUCUAAAGAGCGUAUCUGGUCAUUGAUAUCUCAAAGUGAAACUUCAGUGAUAUCUAUUUCACUGGCCUCAAAAUUAUCAACCGAAGAUUGUUUUGCAUGUGUGGAGCUUUUUGAGGUUAUGCUUGUGGAGCAUCUACAGAGAGUGUUGGAAAUCUUUUCAAUCAGACCAUUAUUACAGGUGAUUCUCUUUCUGUUAUGCCAUCCAAGUUGGGACGUUCGUAAGGUGGUCUAUGAUGCUACAAGAAAGAUUAUUACUGCUGCUCCAAACUUGUCGGAAGAUCUGUUACUUGAAUAUACAAAUUUACUCUCUGUAGUUGGAGACAAAAUAGAUGCUAUGAAAUCAAGUGAUGUAGAAAAUCCUGUGGAUGCUCAAAUUCCAUUCCUUCCUUCGGUUGAGGUUUUAGUAAAGGUUUUGCUGGUGCUUUCAUCAGCUACGCUAGCUUCUGGUUCAAGUGCAUGCUUCAGAAUGAUAUUCUGCUCGCAUCAUCCCUUGAUCGUAAGCAAUGCAAACAGAGCUGCAGUAUGGAGGAGGCUCCAGAGGAAUUUGAAGAGGCAUGGGUUUGAUAUUGUUAACAUUAUUACUGCAGAUGUUGGAAUUGUGUGCAAGGAUGUACUUGGACCAAUGGGUUUAAUGAGUUCUAAUCCUCUAGAACGCGAAGCAGCUAUUUGUUCCCUCUCAACGUUGAUGUCUAUAACUCCCAAAGACACAUAUUUAGAGUUUGAGAAGCACUUGAACCAUCUCCCGGAUUGUUCUCUACAUGAUACUCUCUCAAGUAGUGAUAUUCUGAUCUUUCAUACUCCAGAAGGUAUACUGUCCAGUGAGCAAGGCGUUUAUGUUGCAGAAUCUGUUGCUGAUAAAAACACAAAACAUGCAAAGGGUCGGUUCCGUGUUUACGAUGACCAAGAUGACCUCGACCAUGCCAGAUCUAAUCAUUCUGUACAGAGAGAGCCAGCUAAAAGAGAUACUGCAGGGGUGGGAAAGAAGGAUGUGGGGAAGGCUGCAAAGAAAACUGACAAGGGCAAGACUGCAAAGGAAGAGGCACGUGAGUUAUUGCUUAGGGAGGAGGCCUCUAUUCGUGAGAAGGUUCGGAAUAUACAGAGGAAUCUUUCUUUGAUGCUGAGAGCCCUGGGGGAAAUAGCUAUUGCUAAUCCUAUAUUCACUCACAGUCAACUACCUCAUUUGGUUAAGUUUGUAAAUCCUUUACUGCAAUCACCAGUCGUAAGUGAUGUAGGAUUUGAAACUAUGCAAAAGCUGUCAAGAUGUGUUGCUCCACCACUAUGUAAUUGGGCCUCUGACAUUACUGCUGCUUUACGCAUUAUUUCUACUGAAGAAGGACGUUUCAUCUGGGAGCUAAUUCCGUCAGUUGGUGAAGGGGAAGCCCAAGAGAGGCCUUCAAUGAGUCUUUUUGAGAGAAUUGUUAAUGGCUUGUUGAUGUCCUGUAAAACAGGACCUUUUCCAGUUGAUUCAUUUACUUUUGUAUUCCCGAUUAUGGAGCAAAUAUUGUUGGCUUCAAAGAAGACGGGACUCCAUGAUGAUGUGCUUCGGAUACUUUCUUUACACUUGGAUCCCAUAUUACCACUUCCUAGGCUUCGAAUGCUAUCGGUUCUUUACCAUGUUCUUGGUGUUGUUCCUGCCUAUCAAGCAUCAAUUGGACCAAUGUUAAAUGAAUUAUGUCUUGGUUUGCAAUCAGAUGAACUGGCUCCUGCUCUUGGUGGGGUGUAUGCAAAAGAUGUUCAUGUGAGGCUUGCUUGCUUAAAUGCUAUAAAAUGCGUCCCAUCUGUUGCCAGCCGCUCUAUUCCUCAGAAUGUUGAGGUUGCCACAAGUAUAUGGAUUGCUUUACAUGACCCUGAAAAGUCUGUUGCGGAAGCAGCAGAGGAUAUAUGGGACCGUUAUGGGGAUGAUCUUGGUACCAAUUAUUCAGGGCUUUUCAGUGCACUUUCACAUGUGAACUAUAACGUCCGAUUAGCAGCUGCAGAAGCAAUUGCAUCUGCCUUAGAUGAAAAACCAGAUGCUAUCCAGGAAACUCUCUCGACUUUAUUUACUUUGUAUAUCCGUGAUGUUGGUUCUGGAGAGGACAAUGUGGAUGCUGGUUGGCUAGGUAGACAAGGGAUAGCGCUGGCAUUACAUUCUUCUGCUGAUGUGCUGAGAACAAAGGAUCUUCCAGUUGUAAUGACAUUCCUCAUAUCACGAGCACUGGCUGAUCCUAAUACUGAUGUUCGAGCGAGAAUGAUUGAUGCUGGUAUUUUGAUCAUUGAUAAGCAUGGAAGAGAGAAUGUUUCUUUGCUAUUUCCUAUUUUUGAGAACUACUUAAAUAAAAAGGCAUCUGAUGAAGAAAAGUAUGAUUUAGUACGUGAGGGAGUUGUUAUUUUCACAGGUGCUCUGGCAAAGCAUUUGGAUAAGGAUGACCCUAAAAUACAUGCUGUUGUGGAGAAGUUGUUGGAAGUCUUAAACACUCCAUCAGAGGCAGUCCAACGGGCAGUCUCGAACUGCCUGUCCCCCUUGAUGCAUUCCAAGGAAGAUCAGGAAGAUGCUCAGGCACUUAUUUCUCGGCUGCUGAAUCAAUUGAUGCAUUGUGAUAAGUACGGGGAACGCCGUGGGGCUGCAUUUGGACUUGCUGGGGUGGUCAAAGGAUUUGGAAUAUCUUGCAUAAAGAAAUAUCGAAUUGUGAUUGUAUUACAAGAAGGUUUGGAAGACAGGAAUUCUGCAAAAUCUCGUGAAGGGUCUCUUCUUGGAUUUGAGUGCCUGUGUGAGAAGCUUGGUAGAUUGUUUGAACCAUAUGUAAUUCAAAUGCUCCCCUUGCUUUUGGUUUCCUUUUCCGAUCAAGUUGUUGCUGUUCGUGAAGCUGCUGAAUGUGCUGCCCGUGCUAUGAUGUCUCAACUUAGUGGUCUUGGAGUGAAGCUUGUCCUUCCAUCACUUUUAAAGGGCCUAGAAGAUAAAGCUUGGCGAACAAAGCAAAGUAGUGUUCAACUACUUGGUGCUAUGGCCUAUUGUGCUCCUCAACAGCUAUCUCAGUGUCUGCCUAAGAUUGUGCCCAAACUUACAGAGGUUUUGACAGAUACACAUCCCAAAGUCCAGUCAGCUGGGCAAAUGGCCCUUCAGCAGGUUGGGAGUGUGAUAAAGAAUCCAGAGAUCUCAUCUCUUGUUCCAACGCUUUUGAUGGCUCUUAUGGAUCCCAAUGACUAUACGAAACAUUCUCUUGAUAUUCUUCUUCAAACUACUUUUGUUAAUUCUAUUGAUGCUCCUUCAUUGGCAUUAUUGGUACCUAUAAUCCAUCGAGGAUUAAGGGAGAGGAGUGCUGAGACAAAAAAGAAAGCUGCCCAGAUAGCUGGAAAUAUGUGCUCAUUAGUUACUGAGCCUAAGGACAUGAUCCCUUACAUAGGAUUACUUCUUCCAGAAGUCAAAAAGGUUCUUGUGGAUCCGAUUCCUGAGGUUAGGUCAGUUGCAGCCAGGGCUCUGGGAUCUCUUAUUAAAGGAAUGGGAGAAGAAAAUUUCCCAGAUCUUGUUCCAUGGUUAUUAGAUACACUUAAAUCUGAUAAUAGCAAUGUUGAACGCUUUGGGGCUGCCCAAGGAUUGAGUGAGGUUCUAGCUGCCCUUGGUAAGGAGUAUUUUGAGCACCUACUUCCUGAUAUCAUCAGGAACUGCUCCCAUCAAAAAGCAUCUGUCCGUGAUGGCUAUUUAACACUUUUCAAGUAUUUCCCAAGGUCAUUGGGUGUCAUAUUCCAGAAUUAUCUGCAGCAAGUACUACCUGCUAUUUUAGAUGGUCUUGCUGAUGAGAACGAAUCUGUACGUGAUGCGGCACUCAGUGCUGGACAUGUUUUGGUGGAGCAUUACGCUACAACGUCUUUACCUCUUCUUCUUCCGGUUGUGGAGGAUGGUAUUUUUAAUGAUAACUGGCGUAUUAGACAAAGUUCUGUUGAACUUUUGGGUGAUCUCCUAUUCAAGGUUGCUGGAACUUCUGGAAAGGCAAUACUUGAGGGUGGCAGUGAUGAUGAAGGUUCAAGUACGGAGGCACAUGGUCGUGCUAUAAUUGAGGUUCUUGGAAGGGAUAAGCGUAAUGAAGUCCUAGCUGCUGUUUAUAUGGUUCGGACUGAUGUCAGCAUAUCCGUGCGGCAGGCUGCCUUGCAUGUAUGGAAGACUAUAGUAGCAAAUACUCCUAAGACUCUUAAAGAGAUAAUGCCAGUUUUGAUGAGUACCCUCAUUACUUCUCUUGCAUCUUCAUCUUCAGAAAGGCGGCAGGUUGCUGGACGAGCACUGGGUGAGCUUGUCCGGAAGCUUGGUGAACGAGUCCUUCCAUUGAUUAUCCCAAUAUUAUCGCGAGGGCUAAAAGAUCCUGAUACUGGCAGAAGACAAGGUGUAUGCAUUGGACUCAGUGAAGUGAUGGCUUGUGCUGGCAGAAACCAGCUACUGAGUUUCAUGGAUGAACUAAUCCCUACCAUUAGGACGGCCCUAUGUGAUAGCAUGCCAGAAGUUCGUGAGUCUGCAGGCUUAGCCUUCAGCACUCUGUACAAGAGUGCGGGAAUGCAAGCGAUUGAUGAGAUUGUCCCUACACUUCUGCGUGCAUUGGAAGAUGAUAAAACCUCAGAUACUGCCCUAGAUGGCCUGAAACAAAUCUUAAGUGUCAGGACUGCUGCUGUUUUACCUCACAUCCUACCCAAGCUGGUCCAUCUUCCUCUUUCUGCCUUCAAUGCGCAUGCUCUGGGAGCAUUGGCGGAGGUUGCAGGAUCUGGCCUCAAUUUUCAUCUUGGGACCAUUCUUCCGGCUUUACUAUCUGCUAUGGGUGCCAGUGAUAUGGAUACUCAAAGUCUGGCAAAGAAAGCUGCAGAAACUGUUGUCUUGGUCAUUGAUGAGGAAGGUGUUGAAUCUUUGAUCUCUGAACUUCUUAAAGGUGUUGGUGAUAAUCAGGCUUCAAUUAGAAGAAAUUCUUGCUAUCUAGUUGGAUAUUUCUUCAAAAACAGCAAUUUAUAUUUGGUUGAUGAAGCCCCGAACAUGAUAUCCACGCUUAUUGUAUUGCUAAGUGAUUCGGAUUCAGCUACUGUUAUGGCUGCUUGGGAAGCUUUAUCACGAGUUGUUGGUUCAGUUCCCAAGGAAGUGCUUCCAUCGUAUAUAAAGUUAGUUCGUGAUGCUGUAUCCACAGCUAGAGAUAAAGAACGUAGAAAAAGGAAGGGAGGAGCAGUUCUUAUAUCUGGUUUCUGUCUUCCUAAAGCUCUUCAGCCGUUGCUUCCAAUUUUUCUUCAGGGUCUAAUUAGUGGCUCAGCAGAACUAAGAGAGCAAGCAUCACAGGGUUUAGGAGAGUUGAUAGAAGUGACUAGUGAACAAACACUGAAGGAUUUUGUUGUUCCAAUAACAGGGCCUCUGAUUCGGAUCAUUGGUGAUCGGUUCCCUUGGCAGGUUAAGAGUGCCAUUUUAUCGACUUUGUGCAUCAUGAUAACCAAGGGUGGAAUUGCGUUGAAGCCUUUUCUUCCACAGCUUCAAACAACAUUUAUCAAGUGCCUUCAAGAUAAUGCAAGGACAGUCCGCUCAAGCUCUGCCCUUGCGCUUGGAAAGCUUAGUGCCCUCAGUACUCGUGUUGACCCUUUAGUGAGCGACCUCCUGUCAACAUUGCAGGCUUCAGAUGGUGGGGUCAGGGAGGCUGUGCUGACUGCUCUUAAGGGUGUCUUAAAGCAUGCUGGGAAGAGUGUGAAUACUCCUGUUAGAUCCCGAGUGUACGUAUUUCUUAAGGAUUUGAUCCUUCUUGAUGAUGAUCCAGCACGAAGUUCAGCAGCUAGAGUAUUGGGCACGAUAUCUGAGCACAUGGAGGAUGGUGAGCUGUUAGACCUGCUGAAGACAUUAUUAUCCUCUGCUUUAUCUCCAAUAUGGUAUGCUAGGCAUGGUUCAGUCCUUACAGUCUCUUCUAUGCUUAGGCACAACCCGUCGGCAAUUAGCUUGUCUUCAGUGUUCCCAUCAGUUCAAGACUGCCUGAAAUAUGCCUUGAAAGAUGACAAGUUCCCUGUUCGUGAGACUGCAACAAAGGCAUUGGGACGGCUUUUACUUCAUCAAUCUAAAAACGAUCCCUCUAACACACAGUUGGAACUUCUUCCUUUUAUAAUAUCUGCCUUGCAAGAUGAUUCCAGUGAAGUGAGAAGAAGAGCAUUAUCUGGCCUCAAAGCAAUUGCGAAGGCAAAUCCAUUGAUUAUUACAGCCAAUCUUACGAACAUGGGCCCUGCGCUUUCUGAAUGUCUUAAGGAUGGAAAUACACCUGUACGUCUUGCUGCUGAACGAUGUAUUCUUCAUGUAUUUCAGUUGACAAAAGGUGUGGAAAAUAUACAAGCCGCUCAAAAAUAUUUCACUGGCUUGGAAGCUAGGCGCCUAUCAAAACUUCCUGAACACAGCGACGAUAGUGAUGACAGUGAAGCUGAUGCAGCAAGUGGCUGAUAAAUUUUUUGUUCAACUUCCAUCAUAUGGAUAAGAUUUUGUAAAGUUAGCAAGGAAAUAUUCAUUGCGGCAUUCUUCUGUGGAAAAUGUUCCAGUGGAGUUGAUUUUUGGAAGCAAUCAUGUGUUUGUAUAAAGUACAGAAUAGAUGGAGAGUUAUACAUGUGAAAUGCAGUUUUUACCUCAAUUGAGGCUUAUAUUUAUGUCAUGUAACAUUACAUUUGGUUGGUACACUGCAAAAGCAAAAAAAGGUUUAGAGUGGGGGACCUUUGGAUCCCUUGAAAUUUUGUCAGUUUUGCAAAUAAUGAAUGAUUUAAGGAAGUAGAUAACUAAAAGCUAUUUCCCCUG